AUGACGUCACAGCCGCUAGGUCACGAGACCUACGAGCUGCAGGUCCUGGUUGUGGAUGAGAAGACCACCAUCACCCCCACCCCGGGGAACGGAAGCUUCUGCCAGCAGCUGACCAAGGAGGAGAUCCUGACCAACUUCACCGAGUGCCUUCCGCCGCUGCCUAAAGCGUUGUACUUCACGGACGACAACGCCGUGUCUGUAGCCGCCUACGCCUGCCUGUUCAUCAUCGCCGCCUGCGGGAACCUGACCGUCUUCAUCACGUUGUUCAGGAACCGGAGCACCAAAUCCAGGAUCAACAUGUUCAUCAUGCACCUAGCCAUCGCUGACCUUAUCGUGACCUUCAUCGUGUUGCCCCUGGAGAUCGCCUGGCACUCGACGGUGGCCUGGCGGGCGGGUGACGUGGCCUGCAGGCUGCUGAUGUUCCUGCGGGCCAUCGGCUUCUACCUGUCCUCCUGUAUCCUGGUCUCCAUCAGCCUGGACCGUUACUUCGCCAUCAUGAGGCCUUUGUCUAUCACAGAGGCCGACACCAGGGCCAGACUCAUGCUCAUCGUCUCCUGGCUCCUGUCCAUAGUCGCCAGCAUUCCACAGAGCGUCAUCUUCCACGUGGAGACCCACCCCACGUUCCGCUGGUUCCAGCAGUGUGUGACCUUCAACUUCUUCCCGUCUGCUGAGCACGAAAUGGCCUACAACCUGUUCAGCAUCAUCGCUCUCUACGGGCUACCAUUGGCUGUCAUCACUUCCGCUUAUUGCGUCAUCUUGUUCAGGAUUUCCAAGAAAUCUAAACAAAGCAAAGAUGAGAUGACUGUCCAGACGUACCACUGCGGGGACCACCAGCGGGCCGGACUACGGCGGUCCGGUGUGGGCAACAUCGAGCGGGCCAAGUCCAGGACGCUCAAGAUGACGCUGGUCAUUGUUGGGGCUUACGUCAUGUGUUGGACGCCAUACUUUGUCAUCUCAGCCUGGUACUAUUUCGACAGGAGAUCAGCUAUGAAGAUAGACGCCAAAGUUCAGCGUGGCUUGUUUAUAUUUGCCGUCUCCAAUUCCUGCAUUAACCCUAUUGUAUACGGCAUGUUUACCAUCAAGUUCAAGAGGGAGCUGAUCCGCUGCUGCUACUGUCUACGAGGGGUCUGGAAGAAGCGGCGCCUAGAACAGGACAGCUACGGACUGCGGCGGUCUCUGCUCUUCCCACUCAAGCGGAACUCCGAGUCGUCGACCUCCUCUAGGAACGACCGGCUGAUGAGGUCAGCUGGUCACGUGGACACCGCCUCCACCCCCGUGGCCCAGGGGUGCCGGUACUCCUUCGUCUCACCCUCGGCAGAUGUCAAGGUCAGCACCAGCCGGUGUUCGCUAAGCUCCGUGGGCCGGCAGGACCGGCUAGACCGGCAGGACCGGCUGGACGUGUUCAGCCCGGAUAAAGUCAACUACUCGCCGCUCGGCUCGGCCGUGCAGCUUGAGCGGUCCAACACGGGCAACUGGGUGCUGAGGGAGGACAGGGCGAACCUCAACAACUUUAUCAGGGUCGGCGGGACGGCUGAGUGA
Physella acuta is the source of this 1539-nucleotide messenger RNA. Its product is annotated as adipokinetic hormone/corazonin-related peptide receptor variant I-like. Gene Ontology annotation, cellular component: plasma membrane. NCBI's taxonomy places the organism in Eukaryota, Metazoa, Mollusca, Gastropoda, Physidae. Gene Ontology annotation, biological process: cellular response to hormone stimulus; G protein-coupled receptor signaling pathway. The record is from RefSeq and is a predicted model, not a curated record. Gene Ontology annotation, molecular function: peptide binding; vasopressin receptor activity.